UAUUGUUAUCGAUAAGUGAUUGGGGACACCUCUAAUUAAAAUCAAGCGGUUUUGCAAAAAAAAAAAUUUUUUUUUACAAUAAAUUUCUAGAAGUUUUGUUUGUACAAAAGUCGCCCCCGCAUGCCACAAUGAUGCAGACUAACAGUGGCUACCUCGUCCUGGCUUACAUUGGCGCUGUAAUAGCCCUGAAUUUGGUUGCUUGUGAUAACAGCAAUUCCGGGGAUUACAUGAAGCGUGAACAUAGCUUGGUGCGUCCAUUUCAAGGCGUUGGCGUUAUACUGCCUCACUGGGACUUCCUGGGCAAUACAAUGGUAACCAGCAACUACAUAAGACUGACGCCCGAUCUGCAAUCAAAGAGCGGUGCCCUUUGGAACUAUGCGCCCGUCAUGUCACGAAACUGGGAGGUGCAUGUGUCUUUCAAAGUGCAUGGGAAAGGAACUGAACUCUUUGGUGAUGGCUUUGCGUUGUGGUACACCAAGGAUCGCAUGCAAACUGGCUCAGUUUUCGGCAGCAAAGACCAUUUCUCCGGGCUGGCUGUUAUAUUGGAUACCUACAGCAAUCACAAUGGUCCGCAUAAUCAUCAACAUCCAUAUCUGAGUGCCAUGGUUAACAAUGGCAGCUGGAGCUAUGAUCAUGAUCGUGAUGGCACCCACACUCAGUUGGCAGGCUGUGAAGUUCGCUUUCGUAAUGUGGAUUAUGAAACGCUUAUAAGCAUACGCUACGAGAACGACAUAUUAUCCGUGUCCACGGACUUGGAAAACAAGAACGAGUGGAAGAACUGCUUUGUAGUCACCAAUGUUGAACUGCCCACAGGGUAUUAUUUUGGUCUAUCUGCCACAACGGGUGACUUGUCGGAUAAUCAUGAUAUACACAGUUUUAAGUUCUUCGACAUCGACACAAAUUCUGAUGUGCCGUACCAGGAUACAAUGGCUCGGGCCAACAUCAUACCAAAUGCCAAAACAUUUGAACCACCCCGCGAGCACAAAGAGGAUCCCAAGCCGGGCAUGUCCAAUGCCAAAAUCUUUUUUAUUCUGUUAUUUGUUGUGGUCGCAGCCGCGGGAGUGGCCAUUUUCGCCAUCUCGUUUUUCAAAGAGCGAAAUGCGCGAAAACAUUUCUAUUGAGCUGAAACAAACCUAAGAAGAGGAUAAGGAAAGAGGAGUAGCUGACCACUAAAAUUAAUUUAAAAAUAUCCAUGUAUAUCGACUGCUGUAUCCCAACUACCACAACUAAUUAUUUACAUUUCUUUAAAUUGUUAAAUUUAAGCGCAAAUUUUUAAUCUGAACUAUAGGAAAAUUGAGACCGUAAGAAUAUUACCGCAUAGAUUAAAAAUUAAAUUAGAUCGAAUUACACCCAAUGGGCAGGUAA
Messenger RNA from Drosophila willistoni, 1365 nucleotides. Its product is annotated as vesicular integral-membrane protein VIP36. NCBI's taxonomy places the organism in Eukaryota, Metazoa, Arthropoda, Insecta, Diptera, Drosophilidae. Gene Ontology annotation, cellular component: endoplasmic reticulum membrane; Golgi membrane; COPII-coated ER to Golgi transport vesicle. Gene Ontology annotation, molecular function: D-mannose binding. The record is from RefSeq and is a predicted model, not a curated record. Gene Ontology annotation, biological process: Golgi organization; endoplasmic reticulum to Golgi vesicle-mediated transport; endoplasmic reticulum organization. The transcript has 5 exons. Bases 129 to 1121 code for a protein of 330 amino acids.